This is a messenger RNA of Anneissia japonica, 2096 nucleotides long. RefSeq names its product lactase-phlorizin hydrolase-like. Gene Ontology annotation, biological process: carbohydrate metabolic process. The transcript has 4 exons. Gene Ontology annotation, molecular function: beta-glucosidase activity. Bases 50 to 1624 code for a protein of 524 amino acids. NCBI's taxonomy places the organism in Eukaryota, Metazoa, Echinodermata, Crinoidea, Comatulida, Comatulidae. The record is from RefSeq and is a predicted model, not a curated record.
UCAGUCUGCUCAAAGGUACAAAGGUACAUUCUGUUUCGAUACAACAGUCAUGAAGACUUUACGUUUUGCAAGCUUUUUCAGUUUUCUGUAUUUGGUUUGCGCAGAGGAGUUUUUCUAUCCAGACUACUUUAAUGACACUGAGAGAGAUGCUAUAUACUACGAUUCCUUUCCUGAAGAAUUCAUCUGGGGUUCGGCGACGUCUGCUUAUCAAAUAGAAGGGGGAUGGGACGCUGAUGGCAAGGGUCCUAGUAUCUGGGAUACAUUUGCACACGCUGGUAAAAUAAAUGACGGACAAACUGGUGACGUUGCAUGCAACAGCUACAACAACUAUCUUCAAGACGUGGAGAUUUUGAAAAAUAUGAAAGUAUCUCACUAUCGAUUUUCAAUCUCAUGGCCCCGUAUUCUGCCCGAUGGAACAAUUAACACAGUCAAUGAGCCCGGUAUCAGUUACUAUAAUAAAUUGAUCGAUGCCUUAAUCGAAUCUGACAUUGAACCAGUUGCCACAUUGUACCAUUGGGAUUUACCACAGUCUCUACAGGACAUUGGAGGUUGGGAAAAUGAGACUCUGGUGGAUCUCUUCAAUGACUACGCAGAUUUAUGCUUUAAGCGCUUCGGUGACAGAGUCAACUACUGGAUAACAUUCAAUGAGCCGUAUGUUGUAACGUGGCUUGGGUAUGGUAUAGCUGUGUUUGCUCCUGGUAUCUACGACCCAGGCAAUGCUCCUUACAGAGCUGCACAUACCAUUAUCAAGGCCCACGCUAAGGCAUACCACACCUACAAAGAGAAUUACUCUUACGGAGGCAAAGUGUCCAUCUCACUAAGUACCGACUAUGGAAUGCCAGAGAAUGCUGAUAGUCAAGAGGACGUUGAUGCUGCCAUUCGGUAUAUGCAAUUCACUGCAGGGUGGUAUGCUCAUCCGAUUUUUAAUGGUGAUUAUCCGGAGCAAAUGCGAACUCAGGUGGACACCAAAAGUAAAGCUCAGGGACUGAAUGCAUCCCGUCUCCCAUAUUUCACUGCGGAAGAGGUUGCCUACAUCAAAGGCACUCACGAUUUCUUCGCACUGAAUGCUUACACGAGUACGGUGUGCAGACACGCACCUAAUGUCAAUUCGGAAGAAAAUUAUGAGGCAGACCAGGAUGUUUUUCGUUCUCAACCAGAUGACUGGCCGACAUCUACCUCAUCGUGGUUACGACCAGUUCCUUGGGGCUUAAGAGAGCUGCUUAACUGGGUGAAAACAGAAUACAACAAUCCGGAUAUUUUCAUCACUGAAAACGGCGUCUCUACUCCUUAUGAUCAGGCUCUUGAUGACACAGACAGAAUCACUUUUUAUUCAGCAUACCUCAAUGAAGUACUUAAAGCAAUAAAGAUUGAUGAAGUCAAAGUAAUCGGCUAUUUUGCAUGGUCAUUGAUGGACAACUUAGAGUGGACAUCAGGAUACACCCAGCGGUUUGGGCUGAAUUACGUAGACUUCGAUGAUGAGGACAGACCACGUACUGCAAAACAAUCCGCAAGUUUCUAUCGUGAUCUCAUCAAUGCGAACGCAUUUGUACCAAGUGCGGCCGUCAUCACAAAAUGCUCAGUCUUGUUAUCAAUCAUGGUUAUUUUCAUCCAAUUCGUUAGAUAAGUUUGCUAGCUAACAUUGAAGUAUUAAUCUUAAGUAGUUACAUAAACACAAGGAAAAAGUAUUUCGGCCUACAAAUGAGCUUUUACGAUGUGUCGUUUUUGCUGUUGCAACCUGUUAGGGUCAUGUUGUGAUUGAAUUGACCAUUAUUAUUCUAUAGGACAUGCUUCAAAACACUUGGCACAACUGUGGCAGUGGAUAGUUCAGUGUGAUUAUGGGUCCCGACAAAGUAGUAAAAAAACGUACACGUACACCACGAAGCAUGGAAAAGAUAAUUAAUUAAAUAAUAAACGUGUUUGAUAAAGCUGUAGUGUAUAUAAUAAAAUCAGAAAAAUUUUCACAUAUACAUUAUUUUUGUCUUCUAGUGCCGCUCUAAGCAGCAAAAACUUGAUUUGAAUAGCCCUAUUAUUUCCUAUGAUUUACCAGUUGCUACAUAUAAGCUACGUAGCUUAGAAAUAAAAGGUUCACUCCACUA